GGACCACAAGGCUGUAGGCCGACGACCCUUUGACAAGAUGGCCACCCUGCUGGCCUACCUGGGCCCUCCUGAACACAAACCUGUGGCCGACACCCACUGGUCCAGCCUCAACCUCACCAGCUCCAAGUUCGAGGAGUUCAUGACCAGGCACCAGGUUCAUGAGAAGGAGGAGUUCAAAGCCUUAAAGACCCUCAACAUCUUCUACCAGGCUGGAACCUCCAAGACCGGCAACCCAGUCUUCUACUACGUGGCCCGCAGGUAGGCUUCAUC
This is a messenger RNA of Notothenia coriiceps (black rockcod), 270 nucleotides long. RefSeq names its product neurofibromin. The record is from RefSeq and is a predicted model, not a curated record. The transcript is spliced from 2 exons. Bases 38 to 262 code for a protein of 74 amino acids. NCBI's taxonomy places the organism in Eukaryota, Metazoa, Chordata, Actinopteri, Perciformes, Nototheniidae.